Durusdinium trenchii is the source of this 2364-nucleotide messenger RNA. NCBI's taxonomy places the organism in Eukaryota, Dinophyceae, Suessiales, Symbiodiniaceae. The record is from the annotation of a GenBank genome assembly.
AUGAACUUCGCGAAGAGACACGCGGAAGUGGAAGAGGUGAAAGGCUUCCUGGGCGUGGAUUUGGUGGGUUGUGGAGAUGAACUCAAGCUCCGUGUGUGGGACCUGGCAGACUCACUGAACUGUGAGCCUCAUCAGUGGGGGAUCCUUCGGGCAGGUUUACCUGGCCAGGCGCGAUGGUGCCGGUCGGCGAUGGGCCUGGUGAGCGAAGAUCGGGAAGAUGUGGCCGCAAGACCGGUGCUUUUGGGCGCCGCGAAGGAUCCCAAGGACCGGGACCGGGUCGCGCCAUCGCCAGGCAUGCAGGCCGUGAGGCGUGAAACGGUGCCUCCUUCGCUCCGAUGGCUCCAUGACGUCGGAGACCGGGGAGCAACUUCGAAACCUGGAGAGGGAGAUCAACUCCUACAAGCCUCGGGGGCUCAGAAGCGUGACAUGGGCGACGAAAGCCAUUUCCUUGUCCGCAUGGUGAUCCGUGGAGUGGCAGACUUCGGGAUCAGCAUGAUGAAGUCGAGGAUCAUGAAACAUGACUACAUCGUCAAGUGCCCGGGCGUUGCAUGGUACAUUGGCUGCGUUCUGGAGUACCCCAACCUGGCCAUUGUCACCGAGCACCUCAUCGGCUCACUUCCAGAAAGCUCCGAAGAGGUAUGGGACAACAGAGGCUGUUGCCGAAAGUCUCGCGAGCGCGACCCGGUGGCGGGAAGUGUCCAUUUGCCUGACACGCGGCUGGUUGUUCGGAUGGCUGCAGUCCUUUUGCAGCCUCAGUACAUCAAUGGCAUUGCAUUGAAGGCCGCCUUGAGGUUGAAGCCGCCGUUGAUCCACCGUGAUCUCAAGACCCAGAACCUGGUGCGUUGCAUCCCCCGCCGAACGGAGACAGAAGGAAGGAAGGUUAGGUGCCGCUUUCAGGUGCCCGUUUCAGGAUUCGACGAUACGCUGGCAGGGACACCUAGGACGCUGGAGUCGGGUGACUCGAGGCUGUGGACCUCCAUUUUCAGUGCAUUGGGCCGUGAGCAGCGCUGGGCUGAGAGCUGCCACUUCCUGCAGACACUUCGUGAGUCGAGGCACAAACACCUGGACACGAUCGUGUACAACGCCGUCAUCAAGGCGUGCGAGAGGAGUUCCCAAUGGCUGCAGGCAUUGCAGUGCCUGUGGGAGCUGCAGAUGAACAAGCUGCAGCCAGACUUGGUCACCUUCAACACCAUUAUCAGUGCCUUGCAGAAAGGUCACCGAUGGCAAAAGGCGCUUCUGAUGAUGGACCAGGUGACUUCGCCGGAUGCGGUGACCUGCUCCGCCGUGGUGCAGGCGUGCGAGCGAGGGGGCCGCUGGGACCUGGCUUUAAAGUACUUCCUGGAAGCCAGGGCCCAAGACGAGUCGCUGCGCCUGGACCUCAUUGCGGUGAACGCGGCGGUGAACGCCUUGAGCCGAAGCAAAGCACCAGGAGUUCUUCUGCAAGAUCCCAAGUCGCUUUGGAGGCAGGCCUUUCAGCUUUGGAAUGCCCUUGUGGACAGAGGUUUGCAAGGAGACUUGAUCACCAGCAACACAUUGGCCAAUGCUGGUGGAGUGACCUGGUUGGCCUCCUUGAGAGUCUUGGCCACGUGGCGGCGAAGGGCGCUACAAGUCGACAGCCUGGGGAUCUCCGCCACGUUGGGACAAGCCGUGGACUGGCGCUUGGGGCUCGCCCUCUUCACUGCGGCCACGGUGGAUGGAACGGCGGAUUUGGUCUUGCAGAAUGCCUUGUGUACGCUUUUGGAGCGGCAGGACCAGUGGCAGAGGUCCUUGCGCUUUGAUACAGAACAGGACAUGGACCUGGUGGCGGGUGCUUGCUUGCUGAGCGCUUGUGCACGCGGCAAGCUCUGGGCAGAGGCGCUUUCAACGGCACAGCGCUUGCGCAGCGCAGGCUUGGAAGGCAACGCGAUGCUUGGCACUUCUGCUUUGACCGCCUUGGAAGACCACUGGCGUAGGGCUUCCAGGCUUUUGGACUUCCUACAGCUUGGCCAGCCCAACAUGGUCCACAUCGCCACGCUCUUGAUGGGUGAUGCGUCUCGCAGUGCCUGGAACAUGGCCUUGGCGCGGUUUCCACGGCACGAGGAGAUGGUGACGAAGAGGAUGUCAGGCCCGGUGGCACGCAAUUGCGCGUUGGUUGCCAUGAAAAAGGCUUGGUCUUGGUCCUUGCAGCUCCUUGAGGCCGUGACACCGGACGUGGUAUCUUUCAACUCAGCGAUGGAGAGUUGUGGCCCACUGGGUGGACAAUGGGACUUCGCCCUUCUCCUUUUGGAGGUCUCUCAACGUACUUCAACAUCCAACUGUCUGGGUGCACCCCCUGGCGACGACUGUCGGAGAGCCGGAUCCAUUCAGGCCUUCCAGGCUCCUUGA